Messenger RNA from Gossypium arboreum, 3015 nucleotides. Its product is annotated as receptor-like protein 53. The record is from RefSeq and is a predicted model, not a curated record. The transcript has a single exon. Gene Ontology annotation, molecular function: protein binding. The coding region runs from base 1 to 3015 and encodes 1004 amino acids. NCBI's taxonomy places the organism in Eukaryota, Viridiplantae, Streptophyta, Magnoliopsida, Malvales, Malvaceae.
AUGGUAUAUUUAAUCCUAUGCUUCCUUUUGGGCUUCUUCAACUCUUCAUUGCUAUCCCCUUCUUUGUCUGUUUCUUCAACACAUUUAUGUCGUCCCGAACAGAGUUCUGCAUUGCUGAAUUUCAAGAGCAACCUUUGCAUUUCCAGAUCCAUUUAUAAAACUCAUUGUUUAGGAGAAGUUCACAUUCCUUCUCACAAGACGGAUUCUUGGGAUGAAGGUACUAAUUGUUGCAAAUGGGAAGGUGUGAUGUGUGAUAACAAGAAAGGCAAUGUGAUCGGCCUUGAUCUCAGUUGUAGUGGACUAAUUGGUUCCCUCCAAUCAAAUAGUUCCCUCUUCUCACUUCAAAACCUUCGAUGGCUCAACCUUGCCGGUAAUGAUCUCGGCAUCUCUGAAAUCCCAUCUGAGUUUGGGAAGUUGAGGAGUCUAACUUAUCUCAAUCUCUCUGGCGCUGGAUUCACUGGUUUUGUCCCACCUGAAAUCUAUCUUUUGUCAGAUCUAGUUUCGCUUGACCUCAGUCUGAAUUAUGGUUUGUUUUUUAGGAACCAUGAUUUUAACAUGCUUGUCCAUAACCUUACAAAAUUAGAAAAUAUUGUCCUCCGCGGUAUGAGUUUGUCUUUGGUUGUACCUUAUUCUUUCCUUAACUUGACCGUCUCAUUGAAGCAUCUAAGUCUUUCUUACUGUGAUUUGCAAGGAAAUUUCCCAACCCAAGUUUUCCAUCUUCCAUAUCUUGAAAACAUCAUUUUAAAAAGUAAUCCAAAUCUCACUGGUUAUCUACCAGAAACAAAUUGGAGCAGUCCCCUUAGUUUGUUGGAUGUUUCACGGACAAGGUUUCCAAAAGGGUUACCCCGCUCAGUUGGUAAUCUUAAACACUUGAAAGCACUUAGCCUUUCUAGUUGUGUUUUUAUGGGGUCAAUCCCUUCAACACUUGGAAACCUCACAAAACUCACCUUCUUGGAUAUCUCAGACAACAUGUUCCAAGGGCAAAUUCCAGAUGUUUUUGUGAACUUAAACGAUCUAAGUUCCAUGGAUUUUUCCUCUAACAAUUUCAGUGGUGUCUUCCCAUCAUCAGCAUUUAAUCUCACCAGCCUUACUUUCAUGGACUUCUCUUUCAAUUUCCUUCAGGGUACCCUUCCCAACAACAUAAGUGGACUUUCGUAUCUACGAAAACUCUACUUAUAUGCAAACUUGCUUAGUGGUAGAGUACCAGGUUGGUUGUUUAGUCUACCAUCUUUGGAGUAUCUAGACCUCCACUCUAACAAACUUAAUGGUCCCAUUGACCCCAUCCAAGAGCCUAAUCUUGUCCAACAAGUCGAUUUAUCAAAGAAUGAAAUACAGGGAACAGUUCCAAGUUCUUUCUUUGACCUCAUCAACCUUACUUUUCUUGACCUUUCAUCUAAUAACUUGAGUGACAAUAUCAAGUCAUGCAUGCUUGCCAAGCUUAGGAAUCUAACGGUGCUUGAUCUUUCAUUUAACAACUUACUAUCAGUAACUAGGUGUAGUGAUGAUGUCAAUUCUACCCUACCCAUGAUAGAUCAGUUCUAUUUCUCUUCUUGCAACAUGCAACGUUUCCCAAGCUUCUUGAAUGCAUCCAAGUCCUUGCGAGAUUUAGAUAUUUCUGAUAACCAAAUUCAUGGUUCUAUUACGAAAUGGGAAGCCGAAGGAUGGGAGAACUUGGUCACUUUAAGACUUUCUAUGAACUUCAUGACUGGCGUAGAGCAAGUUCCGGGGAAGAAUCUAUUGACUCUCGACCUUGGUUCCAAUUCACUUCAAGGACCACUUCCAGCUCUGCCACGAACAUUGCUUUAUUUGUUAAUCUCAGACAAUGAGCUGGUCGGAGAAAUCCCUUCAAAGAUUUGUAAUUUGUCUAUUCUUGCUGUACUCGACUUGUCCAAGAACAAGUUGGGUGGAAUUAUUCCAGACUGUCCUGGGAAUUUUAGUGACCUUCUCCAAGUUGUGAAUUUGAAUAUGAAUUACUUUAUUGGAAAAAUCCCAAGAUGGCUUCAAAGUGAUUCGUUGAGAAGUCUUAACCUCAAUGGCAACCAACUUGAAGGAUCUAUUCCACAAUCAUUGGCGAACUGCAACCGUUUGGAAGUUUUAGAUUUAGGCAACAACAAAUUGGAGGACACAUUUCCAUAUUGGUUAGGUACACUUCCGGAGCUGCAAGUUCUUGUCAUUAGAUCUAAUAGAUUCCAUGGUGACAUUCGGAAUUUCAAUGACACAUAUUCCUUCAGGAGUUUGCGAAUGAUUGAUCUCUCUCGAAAUGAGUUUACUGGUCACUUGCCACUUGAACUCUUUGAAAAUUUCAAAGCAAUAAGAGAUAUUCAAGAAAACAAAACUGGUGGUCCAGAGUACAUUGGUGGAGAUUAUUAUCAAGACUCAGUAACUGUAACAAUGAAAGGGUCGGAUUUUGAACUUGUGAGAAUUUUAACUGUUUUCACAGUCAUUGAUUUUUCAAGCAACCAUUUCAAGGGGCCGAUUCCUAAAGCAAUUGGAGAACUUAACUCACUCAUAGUGCUUAACUUCUCACACAACAGCUUAACAGGUAAUAUCCCACCAUCAUUUGGAAAAUUGGCAGCACUUGAAUCAUUGGAUCUCUCAUCAAACAAGCUUCAAGGAAGAAUUCCAAUACAAUUAACCAACUUGACAUUUCUGGGAGCAUUGAAUAUUUCUCAUAACAAUCUUGAAGGGCCUAUACCGUUAGCUAAUCACUUCGAUACUUUCUCAAAUGAUUCCUUCGCCGGCAACUCCGGGCUAUGUGGAUUCCCACUGUCAAAGACAUGUGGCAACGACCAGGAACCAAAGUCACCUCCACCAACAGUUGCUGAUGAAUCUGAAAUAGCACUUACUUGGAAAAUUGCAGCAAUGGGUUAUGGAAGUGGACUAGUGAUAGGAUUGAGCAUGGGAUACAUUGUUUUCACAACUGGGAGACCUCGUUGGCUAGUGAAAAUGAUCAAGCGAAACCAAGAAAAAAGAAUGAGGAGGAGGAUCCAUCGAAAUGGAAGGAGGAAGAAUUAG